GCUUGACUCUUCAUUCGCCUCCCCCAACCCUCCUCUCCGCUCGCACCUCGCUCGACUCGCAUCCAACAAAGAAAGGCAUUCGGCACUGCAGCUCCAGACGCGGCUGCGACGACUCGGCUCCUCUGCUGAGCCAGAGUGCGCCACCCGCGGAUGAUGCGCUGAGCCGACGACACCAGCACCUCCCAUGGCUUCCACAAGGCGCGACAGCGCCCGGGGCCAGAACCACGACCGGCUCGGCGCCGGCGAUGAGUUCGCCAUGUCCCGCCUCGUCGAAAUCGAGGCUGACCGAGAAUACGAUGCCGGCAUGACCAUCACAGCGCCGCAGAAGAUGGCGUCGGCGUCGGCCGGCAGCCUCUUGACGUCGCUGCUCAGUUAGUUGCCCCCGGGACGAGGUCUCACGGCCGAUGGCCCGCGCUGACACCCUUGUCCCCCCAGUGACGCCUCUCGACGUUGUUCGAGUCCGGCUGCAGUCGCAGAAGAUGCCCACAUCGACGGUCGACUUCUCCCGCCUCGCCCUCACCACCACCAGCCUCACUCCGGCGCAGACGGCCGAGCUCGGAGUUACGGCAUGCUGCCGCGAGGUCUUCUUCGCGGGCAACGACGCGUCGUACUGCAUCGCCGCCCCCCGCAUGGCCGCUCCAGCCGACUGCGCCGUGCAGGAGGUGCAGAAGAAGACGUACACGUCCACCAUCGACGGCAUGCGCAAGAUCGCCCGUAACGAGGGCGUGACGACGCUGUGGCGGGGCCUGUCCCCCACCCUGGCCAUGGCGGUGCCCGCCAACAUCAUCUACUUUGCCGGAUACGACUGGUUGCGGUACAGCAGUAAGAGCCCGCUGUCGGGGCUGUCGUCGGACCACGCUCCUCUGACGGCUGGGUCUCUGGCGCGUAUCUUUGCGGCGACGUCGGUCAGCCCCAUUGAACUGGUACGCACGAGGAUGCAGGCCGCCUCCAGUGUCGGGACGACGAACCACUUGGUCGAGGCGUUCAACGGAAUCCGAGAGAUGGUCGGCGUCCAUGGGUACACUUCCUUGUGGAGAGGACUGACGCUCACGCUAUGGCGCGAUGUGCCCUUUUCGGGCAUCUACUGGUGGGGAUAUGAGACGAUCCGGGCCAAGCUCACGGAUGUUCGCGAGGAGAAGCGGGGUCGGUCUCUGAGUCUCUCAGACUCGCCCCAGCAGGCCCGGCUCAGGUCACAGAGUCAGGAGAACCACACCGAGACCUUUCUCGACAGCUUCACUGCGGGCGCCCUGUCCGGCGCCUUCGCCUCGAUCGUGACCAUGCCCUUUGACGUCGGCAAGACCCGCACGCAGGUGUACCGGGACGGGCCGCGAGGCGCGGUGGGCCAUGCAGCUGCCCAGGCGCCCGAAGAGCUCAGCAUGGUGCGCCUCUUGACGCACAUCUUCAAGACGGAGGGCCUCGCGGGGCUCUGGAGGGGCUGGAUCCCGCGGACGCUCAAGGUGGCGCCGGCCUGUGCCAUAAUGAUCAGCAGCUACGAGGUGGGCAAGCGAGCGUUCCGCGGCGUAAACGAGCGAGCAGAGAGAAAGCACAAGGUCGGCAUGUAACGGCGGCACGGGUUCAUGGGGCAGCAAUACUGCAUCUUUUUGGCGUUUGGGUCAGCGGGCUGUUGGCGGCGAUUUGGCACUCCAUUCAGCUGAUAGACAAAAUGAGUGUACGAUAUGAUUUGAGCAACGGGAAUGGCGGCUUCAUCGCCAUGACCGGAAAGAUAUUAUUCGGUUGUUGACUUG
This is a messenger RNA of Purpureocillium takamizusanense, 1745 nucleotides long. RefSeq names its product Carrier protein, mitochondrial, variant 2 (gene MTM1). The record is from RefSeq and is a predicted model, not a curated record. Gene Ontology annotation, biological process: mitochondrial transmembrane transport. NCBI's taxonomy places the organism in Eukaryota, Fungi, Ascomycota, Sordariomycetes, Hypocreales, Ophiocordycipitaceae. Bases 405 to 1562 code for a protein of 385 amino acids. The transcript has a single exon.